AUGUCAAUCCCUAACCAUGCAAACAUUUUCACAUGCACAUUCUGCUUCCAUGUUUCCCAAGGCCCUCCUCAGAUCAUCGGACGCUCCGCACGCCUCGCUUGCACCGCCUGCCACGCCGCGCUUCUCAAACUCGCCAUCUGCUGGGUCUGCGGCGAACUUGUCUUUCGAGGCGACGAAUGCGUCAGCUUUGGUUGGUGUUUCUGGCAUCGGGCGUGCUACGGAUGCUUGCUAUAUGGAAGCAGAGCUAUCUAUCAGGGUGUCACAGUACAGGAACUCUUCCGGGACGAGGAAGACAGCGAAAAAGAUGGAUGUGGAGGGAAAGAAGUGGACAAAGUACCGCUCUGUGCGGCUUACGUGGUCGAACUCGAACUCGAUGGGGUGAAAGAGGAGACUGCGGUGAUCAAGAGAGGUUUGAGGCGUGUUGAGAAGGUGGAUGGCGGACUGACGAGGAAGAGAUGGGAGGCCAACAACAAUGAGAUGAGCGCAAAGUCUGCUUCCGUGUGGCAACCGUCUACUUACCAUACCGGCGACGGGGUAAUGGGAGACGAAGGCGCAUCCAGCAACCCCCUGAGCAAUCCCCGAGAUAUUUCAAAGUCGGUAAUUUGGGUCGACAUCUUUGACCCUAUUAACGGACCUUCCUUCAAACCGAGCCCCUUGAAGCCGAUGCCUCUAUUCAUGCAACGAUCCGCAAGUCCCAUUCACGAACCGUAUCGCAGAGUAACUACUGUCGACACACAUCUCCAAGCUCCUCCUUACCUGAGAAAACCUCGCUCGGCUCCUGGAUCAGCCUACCCGACGAGAUCCCGUGAACAAAGCACAAUAUCGGACCAUCAAAGCAUGCGCCGGCACUCACGAUCUCCAUCUGUACUGGACGCGUCUCGAUCCCCAAUGCCACCUCGUGACAGAUCGUCUCCUGAACCUUUAAAUAAGUACAUCAGAGAUGAGCUUUCCGAAGUACGGCACAGACAAGCUGUUAGCUGGGUCAGAGAGGAGCCUCUGAAACGACCUUCAUCUCGGCUUGCCCCUUCCCGUCACUCAGACAUCAAUCGUUCGGAAGCCAACACUUCCACAUAUCGGACACCCCCUGAGUACCCUGAUCAGGUAUUACGGACGCCUUACCCACUUCCUUUGUCUACCGUCAGGACGGCCAGGCCCUUGCCCUCGCAACUCACAUCACACUCGCAACGGACUGCAAACACUGCACCACAAUCGUCAGAGUAUCUAGAUCGUUACCAGCCUAUGAUGGCAAGGCCGGCACAGAAUCCCGAAGUAAGAAGAUUGAGGAGGGUAGCGGCGAGUUUAAGCGACGAAGGUCUUGCAAGAACAAGAUCUGAGCAAUACGAAGGUAACAAUGACUGGGGUACGGUUGGGACUGAGCUGAGACGGUUCUUUACGGGACGACGGGAGAACCGGUGUUGUUGUGAUGGCUUCAAUUUUAGGUUUACUGCGUUAAAGGGCUUCUACGAUCGAUCGAAUAAGGUAGCUUGGCUGAGGGGUACCUGUGAUGAUGAUGGUACAAACGAGCGGGAGAGGGAGGUGGUGACGUUGGAGGCCAAUUGGAGAUUUCCACCAGCUAAGCUCUGGCGGGGUAGGAUUAAAUGGAUGGCAGGUCUAGUCCCAUCUCCAUGCUCUCUCCUCUUUGUUCUGGCUUGGCUGGGAUCCUCAUUUCCAUGCCCUAACUAG
This is a messenger RNA of Fusarium pseudograminearum CS3096, 1683 nucleotides long. RefSeq lists its product as uncharacterized. The transcript is spliced from 6 exons. Bases 1 to 1683 code for a protein of 560 amino acids. The record is from RefSeq and is a predicted model, not a curated record. Lineage: Eukaryota; Fungi; Ascomycota; Sordariomycetes; Hypocreales; Nectriaceae.